UAAAUACAUGCUCUCAUUUGUUGUUUCAGAGGCUGAAUAGAGCUGGCAGACUGCCUGAUAUUCAACCCAGCCUUCCUGCCAAUCUGCAUCCGAGGCUCGGAAGGGAUUAAUCACUGCAAAAAGCUUCCCCCCUCCUCCUCCUCCUCUGUGGAUCAAUUACAUAACCGUGUUAUAGCUCAGACCUGCAAUGAAAAUGCCACAUUCUCAGUAAACUAUAAACAGUGACAUUGGUGAGGAAGUUGUGUCCACACAGAAAGAAGGAGUGGAUCCUCAUCCUGCCCCGCUGACAUUGAGCUGGAAUCAGUUUUUCUUCCUCCUCCUCUUCCUUCUGUUUCUGCAGGAUAAUAAAAAGUCAAGGCUGCGAAAGACGCGCCCACUUUCUGGUUGCGCACUUGGGAAAAAGUCGUCUUCAGUCCAGUCUCGACAGAGCAUCCAGAGAGGUUUCAUGGGAAGGACACGGCUAGUCUUUUCCUAAGUACACAGUGUGUGCAAACAACCGUCCAGAGAUGGUUCUUCAGCGGAUUUUUCGUGCUGUCAUUAUGGGACCUCCGGGGUCGGGGAAGGGAACAGUGUCCGCACGCAUUACCAAAACUUUUGGAUUGAAACACAUUUCUAGUGGGGACAUUUUGAGAGCCAACAUCAAUGCCCAGACCGAACUCGGUCUGUUGAUGAAGUCCUGCAUUGAUCAGGGUCAGCUGGUACCCGAUGACGUCAUGUCUCGUCUCAUCCUGAGUGACCUGAGAGCGAUGGACCACAGCAGCUGGCUGAUUGAUGGUUACCCUCGCACAGUAUCCCAGGCAGAAGCUCUGGAUGACGGCUACAGUGUGGACACAGUCAUCAACCUCAAUGUACCUUUCCAGACCAUCAAACAGAGGCUCACUUCACGCUGGACUCACCUUCCCAGCGGCAGAGUGUACAACGUAGAUUUCAACCCGCCUAAAGUCCCUGGUUCCGAUGAUGUGACGGGGGAGCCUCUGGUCCAAAGGGACGAUGACACACCAGAGACAGUCACACGGAGGCUGAAGGCCUAUCAGAACCAGACAGAGCCCGUCUUAGAGUACUACAGGAGUAAAGGUGUACUAGAGAUCUUCUCUGGGACAGAAACCAACAAGAUCUGGCCGCACGUCGAGGUUUUCCUCCACAGAAAACUCUCCUCCGUCAAACAGAAAGUUGCAUAGAAAGCCUGAACAGACAGCGGCAAGAAGGGUUACAGUUUACUGGAAGAAACCACUCUGUACAACAAGGUGCCCAUUUCUGUGAAACAAGAGGAGCCGUCUGUGUAAUAAUAUAUUCUGAAUGUGCAUAAGGAGGACCGAGCGCAUGCGGGUUAUGUCAGGAAGUGAUAGUAAGACAGCAGAUAUUAUUGGAGAAAAGGCCACCAUUGCAUUGUUGCUGAAAUAAGUUUGGGAAACUCUCAGGAGGUGUGCAUACAGUCUUUAAAAUAUUGAUCGUUAACAUUUAAAGAUAGUAUCUCUAUUAAACAAUGUGCCUUAAAGCCAGGAGACUUGACUGAAUCAAAUACCAAGGUUUUUAACAGUAGAAUAUCAAGGUGUAUUUCACAAUUUCACAAUCAUUUUUAGGUUUUGUAAUCGCAAUCAUGAUUUAUUUUCCUAGUUGAUGUCAGCAACAAUGAAAAGAAUGGGCCCAAGCAUAAGAUAUUAUGAGCUAAAUAAGAUAUUUUCCUGCCUUUGCCCCAAGAAAUCCUUUGAAAGCAAUACUGCAUGGGUUUUCUCCCCACGUGUGAUAAAUGUGGGCGUAACUUGGGACUGUUUCUUGUGCUGUGGAUUAUGACUAAAGGGAAUUGUGCCAUGUUAUUCAAAUUACUGUAAUUCCCUUUAGCACUAAAGGGCCUUUUGCUGCUUUUGAAAUGUAACAGGUAUCUCAGUGAAUGUAGUUUGUUGAUACUUUUAAUGAAUAAGGACCACAGAUUCAAUAAUGAAUAAACCACACUUAAUAUAUUGAAUAUUUUUUAUUUUUUAACCAAACUAUCUUUGCGAAACAGCUUCUUUUACCCACCUGAAGUCUUAAUUGCGUUGCCUCUGAAAUACACAAUGUUUCCAUUUCAACCAGGCGCUCCUUGUCAUGACAAAGUCUAUAAAUGUAUAAUGUUAUUUGCCAUUUAAUGUGACUUGGCAACUGAAAACUUGAUAGAAACAAAUGUAUUAACUUAAAACAUUUAAAGCACAGUUUGUACAGGGCUUCCGUAUUGUUAAAAGAUAUAACAGCAUUCAAAGUUUAUCUGCAGUUCUGUGUUUUUGCUCUCAAGUCUUAAGAAUGUUUCAUCAUGGUAAAGCCACAGAAAUGCUAACUUGCCUUUCAAAUGUACCGUAGAAUGUUUCCUCAAUUGUACUGUGUAUUUCAUAAACAUUUGAAUACAAUAUUUAAAAGCACAUCUACUCUUCAUAGACAACUGUGUCAUGAGUAUUUAUUAUAAGUCACAAUAAACUUCUGAUACUAGUAGCUGUAUGUAGUAUAUUAUUGUACACCACGAUAACACGACUGAGUAACGUCCAAGUCAUUGAUUUCAUUUGACUAAUGUUGACACAUCUGGCCCUAAAACAGACAGAUAAAAGAAGCCUACUCCACCGAUUCAGCAUUGUUUUCUAUAUGAAUGUCAGACUCCAAUGGGCAGUUUAAAAAAUAAAUCAUCAAAAUUGUUUUUUUUCUGUUGUUGUCUUACAUUACCAACAAUUCAAAUUGACAGCAGACAGUUGGUUGGAUAUUUAUGUGUGUUAUUGCUAGCUAGUGAAGGCUUGAGCCAUUAGUCCCAAGCAGAGAUAAGUGAGCUACAUAUCUCUGGUAAACUCACUUUUUUCUAACACCCAGAUUGUUUUCCAUUUUCAAACCUGUAGUAUCUAACUAUGGAAGCGGAUUAGGGGCCACACGUGAAAAAAAGUAUUUUAGUUUAGAAUUCUGGCUUUAAACUCAAAGUCAAAUACAGUUUUCCAUCUCUUGCGCCGACAAAUGUUUUUUAAUACAUUUAUCAGACAAAUAAACCUUUUUUCACAUGUGGAGUAGUACUACCCAGGGUCUUAAACAGAUGUUGAUUUGUGAAAUCGGUGGAGUUCACUUUUAAGGAUUUAUAGAUGACAACAUCACAGAAGAACCUGUUGUAUACGGUCAUUACUGCAGGUCUACAAAUAACUGGAGCAGUUGACAUCAAGACACAAACAUUUAGCAUUUGUUUUAUAUUUGAGCCAUUA
This is a messenger RNA of Anoplopoma fimbria (sablefish), 3203 nucleotides long. RefSeq names its product adenylate kinase 3 (gene ak3). Bases 507 to 1178 code for a protein of 223 amino acids. Gene Ontology annotation, biological process: nucleobase-containing compound metabolic process. Gene Ontology annotation, cellular component: cytoplasm; mitochondrion. The transcript has 5 exons. Lineage: Eukaryota; Metazoa; Chordata; Actinopteri; Perciformes; Anoplopomatidae. Gene Ontology annotation, molecular function: ATP binding; AMP kinase activity. The record is from RefSeq and is a predicted model, not a curated record.